ACCGGACAGAGGCACCGAGCACCGCGUCUUUCCCUUGUUCCUCCGCGGCAUCGGGAAGUGGCGGCUGCGCUCGGGGCGAAGCAGAAGAUAAGGCUCCAGAACCCCCCAUGGCGGCCUUCAGCACCGCCGCCGCGCUGGCGUCGCCGGCUCCGUGCCGGCCCUCCGCCCUCGCCGCGCGUCUGCCGGCGGCUCGGUGGGUGCCACUCCGCUGCUCGCCGCCGGCCCUGGGCCUCGGGCGUGCCGUGCUCCGGGUGGAAGCUAAGAAGCAAACAUUCUCUUCUUUUGAUGAGUUGCUGGAGAAGUCUGAGAAGCCUUUACUAGUUGACUUCUAUGCAACUUGGUGUGGUCCAUGCCAAUACAUGGUUCCCAUACUUCAUGAAGUGAGUGAAAAGUUAAGUGACAAGAUUCAAGUUGUGAAAAUUGAUACUGAGAAGUACGCAAGCAUUGCAAGUCGUUACAGAAUUGAAGCACUGCCAACUUUUAUCAUCUUCAAGAACGGGAAACCUUGCUAUCGUUUUGAGGGAGCGUUGCCAGCUAACCAGAUGAUUGAACAGAUUGAGAGUGUUUUGGCUGUCACAGAGUAGCACACAUGACUUGAGCCCUACUAUUUGAAAGCUCAGGGAGGAUGAAUUAUUCUUUUGUCCCCGCCGUAUCUCUCCCUCGCAGUGCGUGUGAUUGUGGAGUCCAGCAUCUAUCUUGGAAUAUCAGCUUGUGUAGCGAAUAAGCAGGUGCUAUAAAUAUCGGUUCAAGAUUAUCUUCUCCAUUCAUGGAACCCUAAAAAAUGUCUGGUAUUUUCUGGAGCGAGUAUUAGUAGUGGUGCUCUGUGGUAGCUUGGUGGAUUUUUUUUUGGUUUUUUUAUAUAGAUCAUUACACGAGACUUAGUAAAUCCAAGCUUGUGCUGUAUAAAUUAAUAAACGCGACUGGCUGAGAACAUGCUUCGAAGGGGCGCUGCUGGACAUUUUGUAGUAUAACUAUUUGCAUGAUAUUUGUGACUUUUUGUGUA
Panicum virgatum (switchgrass) is the source of this 1003-nucleotide messenger RNA. Its product is annotated as thioredoxin Y, chloroplastic-like. The coding region runs from base 108 to 584 and encodes 158 amino acids. The record is from RefSeq and is a predicted model, not a curated record. The transcript is spliced from 5 exons. Gene Ontology annotation, cellular component: cytoplasm. Gene Ontology annotation, molecular function: protein-disulfide reductase activity; oxidoreductase activity, acting on a sulfur group of donors, disulfide as acceptor. NCBI's taxonomy places the organism in Eukaryota, Viridiplantae, Streptophyta, Magnoliopsida, Poales, Poaceae.